AUGAACAGCCCGUCCACGGCCAGCUCCUUGUCUGCUGCAGCUGGACACCCAGAGGCUGAGGACGCUGGUGGCCGCAUCGUGGGCGGCAGUGCGGCCUAUCAGGGCCAGUUCCCGCACCAGGCCGCCGUCUCCAUGGACAGCUCCUACCUGUGCGGCGACUCGCUCAUCUCCACCUCUGCUGUCCUCACCGCGGCGCACUGCGUCUCUGGGUUCAGCAAGUGGGCGGUGAGCCUGGGAGGCAUUCGUCGCAGCGGCAGCGAGUCUGGCCACGUGACCAUCAACAUUAGGUCGACGACAGUGCACUCCGGCUACAACGCCAAUACGCUCAACAACGACAUCGCCGUCAUCUUCCUGGGCACCAACGUGCAGCUCAGCAGUAACAUCAAAUUUUCGACUAAUUAUUCGAUAUCCUUCGAGGGCCAGACCGCUACGGUCAGCGGUUGGGGUGUGACUGCCGAUACCUACUUACAGUACACGACGCUGAGCGUCAUCUCCAACUCGCUCUGCCAGCAGUACUACGGAGGCGUCAUCGUCUCCUCAACACUCUGCGCCACCGGCUCCAACCGACAGAGCACCUGCAACGGUGACAGCGGCGGCCCCAUGGUGAUCGGCUCGACGGGCAGCUUCACCCUAAUCGGCGUCGUCAGCUUCGUGUCGGACGCUGGCUGCGAGAGCGGCGACCCGUCCGGCUACGCCAGGGUCACCUCCUUCCUCAACUGGAUCUCCAGCACCGCCGGCGUCAGCAUCUCGUAA
Messenger RNA from Schistocerca piceifrons (Central American locust), 753 nucleotides. Its product is annotated as brachyurin-like. Bases 1 to 753 code for a protein of 250 amino acids. Gene Ontology annotation, biological process: proteolysis. The record is from RefSeq and is a predicted model, not a curated record. NCBI's taxonomy places the organism in Eukaryota, Metazoa, Arthropoda, Insecta, Orthoptera, Acrididae. The transcript has 6 exons. Gene Ontology annotation, molecular function: serine-type endopeptidase activity.